Messenger RNA from Parastagonospora nodorum SN15, 3027 nucleotides. RefSeq lists its product as hypothetical. The transcript has 2 exons. NCBI's taxonomy places the organism in Eukaryota, Fungi, Ascomycota, Dothideomycetes, Pleosporales, Phaeosphaeriaceae. The record is from RefSeq and is a predicted model, not a curated record. Bases 1 to 3027 code for a protein of 1008 amino acids.
AUGGCAAGCUGGAAGAUAUUCCCCGAGCCUUCAGGAGAUGUCGACGUUGAGUACACGCCUUUCCUGCAAAGUCGCAAGUUCUUUGCCGUAGACGACUCUGGCUCGACAGCAGGGACUGUCCUUCGACGGGAGCGCGCCUUCGUAGAUCAAUUUCGCACCAUUUAUGCAAACCGCGACGACACUAUCUCUCUCUGGGGCUCUCGCUUCGAGGCCAUCAGCUGGAGGUCACAGCAUGGAGGCACGACACCGUCUCAGAUUUUCCAUGAUCAAGGCGCGCUCAACGCAAUCAAGCGCUCGGAUGUUUGGUUUCUUUUGACUGAUGGGGAGAUCUGGGAGCAAGAUGUACAUCAGCUUGCCAAGAUCGCCCAAGAUCGCGAUGUGCUCAAUAUUCCGCUGGUAUUCUUGAUCACCGGAAGUCCGGGGAAGAGCCCUGGUACCGCCAAUAUAUCAGUCGGUAUCUCAUUCUUCGCUAGCUCAGAGGACACGUUGAUUCUCUUCAAGGAAAUCAGUACUGGAAGAAUAUAUGUCAUCGCAGGGAAAGGGUGUUUCGCCGCGCUCGGUGGGUCGGCAGCCGCACAGAACCUUGAGAGCUGGGACGAUCUGCAACUUUUCGGCGACGAGACAUCGUUCUUCAAGGAGUACAAGAAGCUGGAGGUCCAAGUUAUCAAGGCUGAAUUUCGACCAGAGUCUGCAAAGGGAAUUGCUCUUGGUACAGACUGGGAGGAGCGACAGCAUGGACCCGUCCGUGUCGACUUGGAUCUUCUUCCCAAGGCUGGUGUGCUCUCCAAGGACGAUCUGUGUGAUCUCCUUGCAGACAACACUUUUGACGCCCUAUCGGUGGCCUAUAAGACGCGCAGUCGUAUUGCAGAGCUCAGAGGCUUUCUUCAGAAGCAAAAGAUUGAGCAGGUUGCGCCAAAGCUGGAAGACGUGGCUGGAGCUGGAGCCCUCAUAACGAAGAUGGGAGAUGUCAAGACUACGGCUCAAGAGCGUGUAAAGCUUCAGGAACGCCUAAGAGCUGCACAUGCGAAGAACCGCGAUCACUACCAGAAAUCAACCACAGACUUUAUAGGGUCGGAGCAGGAAAUAGCCCUGAAGAAGCGCAACCAGCUUGUCGAUGGAGCGCUGAGGACACUGGCAGCCAUCGAAGCCGCUGGCUUUAACGCGGAGAUAUUAUCGCGAAAGAGCAACCGAGCUCGACGAGCUGAUGUGAUUGAGACAGCCACUACGGUAGAUAUGAUGAAGCUUGACCUCGAUGCGCCAGCAUACAAGGGCUUCUGCCAGAUCUGUUGCGACGAGGAAGUCAUCAUGUCGAUAUGUUUCAAAGAGAUGGAAGCAGACAAAGUCGAGGACAACACUACUGACUUUGCUCUCAACUUUCCUCUCGCAGCAGGCGCAUCAGCGAAGAACGUCGGACUUAUCUCUAGCCAGAACAUCUGCUUCCAGUGUGCGGUACUUUCGCCUUCGAGUAGGUCGAUAUACCAUGAGCCUCUGACUGCCGUCAUUCCUGCUCUGAAGUACGAUGGCAGUAAUAAAAAGUACAUCAACGAACAACUGUACUUGGCUUUGACUGCGAAGCUGGCAACUGGAGCGGCAGGCAUAGCGCAGCUUUUCAUGUCCAUACUUCUUGAACUUAUCAACACCAGAGCCUGGGCAGGAUCUGAUAUGAAUGAGGUCCAGCUAUCAGACAACGCGUAUAAGGAGAUCAGACAGCGACGAGAAACCUUUGAAUGGAUGCUCAAUCAGCUCUUGAAGAACACUUUCACCCGGGAAGAUUUCAAAGAGACAGGAGAUUGGGUCCGCUACCCACAAGCACUAGAAUGGGUAGCGAAGGAUUUCGAGACUAAUGGCCUUGCAAGCUUUGCUGUGACGUAUCCUGCGCUUGGCUUCAAUGUCCUCUUGGAGCUUAGUAGCCGUGUCGGAAAACUUACAGUAGAACAGGCUCAGAGGAUGAGGGCGGCAAAAGUCAUCCACUCCAUUGCCUCCAAGUACCUCGUUGACCUCCAAAUCGCACUCCAGAACAAGCUCCCAGAUACGCAGUGGAAGCAAAAGUACCUCGAAGUUAUCUACAAGGACUUCAACGGCACUCUCACACCCAAGGAUCAAAACAAGGCUUCUCUAGUCACAGACUCCGAAACUUUCAAGCAGCACCUCUCAGGCUGCAUCCAAGAAGUCGACGUCGAGAUCAACGACAACACCAUGCGCAAGAUCCAACUUAUACUAUACUGGCUCCUCUUCACGCAAAAAGGCCACUGCACAGCUCAAACAUUCUUCACUCGCAUGCGCGACGCCGAACCCCUCGCCACCACCGUCCUCUCCGUCCAAUCCCCCCUUCCAGCCCUCGCGCACUACGACACCCUACUCUCAAUCUUCGCCAGCCACAACGCGCACCUCAUAAAUGCCAAACUUACAGCAUGCCACGUAUCCGCCGUCGUCCCCUUCGCCAAUCCCUUCGGCGCCUCAGUCCUGCAUUGCGGCGCGUGCGACUUCAAGUUCACAAACGUCACCAAGGCAAACCAGAUGUCGGAGAAAAACGUGCAGAAACUCCGCCACGAGCGGGCGAAGCAUUUAAUUGCUGUCUUUGGCCUCGCGAGCCGGUUUGAGAAGUCGACGACGGGCCUGCCGGAACGUACGAGUCCGCCUACUUCUCUGCAUUUUAAUUUGCAUAUGAGUAUUGUCAGGGAGUGGGAGGGGCUCAGUACGGAGCUGCGCAAGGAGGUUGUUACGGAUGAGCGCGCGAAGGAGGAUUUCGUUGGGGCGGUAAGGAAGAGGUUGUGUAGUGAGGGAAGGGGAAAUAUCCAUCAGGAUGAUUUGGAUAAGGAUACUCGCGCGUUAUUGCCGAGUUUCUUUCGGAUAUUGAAGCGCGCGCUGGAAGGCGAGGGAAAGAAGGAGAUGGAAGUAUGGGAUUUUGAAUUUGAUCGUGAUAAGGGUGGGGUGGGGGAGAAGGCGCGGUGGGAGUUGGAAAUGGGGAUGGCGGAUGGGGUGAAGGUCGGGGACGGAGAGGCAUUAGAGGAGUGGGAGUUUGCUUGA